UUCCUCAUUAUCUUUUGGCUUUUUUCCAACAAAUAUUCACAAAAUUUUCAUAUAUAUAGAGAGAGUAAAAAAGAAAGCUACUUGUUUAAAAGCAAGCAGUGGGUUUGUUUCAUUUGUUUUAUUAGUUAUCUUCUGUUUGAUUCUUCAUCCCUUGGCUUCUUCUUCUUCUUUCAUUUUCUUGAAAUCUCAUCAAGAAAACCCUGAAAAAUGAUGUUUUCAGCAUCAGUUUAUUCUUCUAGCAAUAAAACCUCUACUUCUUUAUCUGAUCAAGAUGCUGCAACCAGCACUGUUUCCCCUGUGAUUACAAGCAAGAUUCAUCAUGAUCAGUUCACUCCUUCAAUCACACUUUCUUCAAUUUCAAGUCAUAUUCAAGAACAUGAUCAUCUCUACCCUAGUCCUCAAAAGAUCAAGAAAAAGAGAAACCUCCCAGGAAAUCCAGAUCCAGAUGCAGAAGUGAUAGCAUUAUCACCAAAAACACUGAUGGCAACAAACAGAUUUGUGUGUGAGAUUUGCAACAAAGGGUUUCAGAGAGAUCAAAACUUGCAACUUCACAGAAGAGGUCAUAACCUACCAUGGAAACUGAAGCAAAGAAACAACAAAGAUGAGGUCAAGAAAAGAGCUUAUGUGUGCCCUGAACCUACUUGUGUGCACCACCACCCUUCUAGGGCUCUUGGGGAUCUCACUGGGAUCAAGAAACACUUUUGUAGAAAACAUGGUGAAAAGAAGUGGAAGUGUGACAAGUGUUCUAAGAUCUAUGCAGUUCAAUCUGAUUGGAAAGCACAUUCUAAAACUUGUGGCACUAGGGAGUAUAGAUGUGACUGUGGUACCCUCUUCUCCAGGAAAGAUAGCUUUAUUACUCACAGAGCCUUCUGUGAUGCUUUAGCUGAAGAAACUGCCAGACUCUCAGCUGCAGCUGCAGCUGCAGCUUCAAUUUCAAUACCUAACACCCACCACCCUUCAAUUAUCAACAAUGUUACAAAUACCCCCUUCAACAUUCAACUAAGUUCACAAAACUCCACAACUUCACUUUUCCAUUUCAAUCACAACCACCCAAACCCAAACCCUACUUGGAUCCCCACCCAAGAUCCCAACUCGGCCCGAAUCAAACCCGAAACCAUCAACCACCCCCACCCGACCCACCACCUUCUUCCCACCAUUUCUUUGCCCUAUUACCAAGACCCGGACCCGACCCGGAUAAUUUCACGGGCGCCAGCAACAUUCCACGGUCUCCACGUCAGCACCAACGUACAUCAACCGCCGGCGCAUCACCUCUCCGCCACCGCGCUACUACAAAAGGCGGCGACGGUGGGUCACGUGGUGGAUCAUGUGGGGUCAACUAUGAGUGGUUUGGAUAUGGGAGAGUUGGGUCACGUGACAAGCUCUGUGGGGUACCACCAGCACGUGGGGAUGACGUCAGGGAGUAUUGCCACGUGGCAUAAAACGGACCGUUUGACUAGAGAUUUUCUUGGGUUGACCGGCGAUCAGGAGGUUGACCACCAUGGUGGGGUCGAGGCUAACGUGAACGUGAGGAGUAUGCUAACGUACACCGGGGGUAUAGAGAUCCCGGCCGAUGGAGGGUUCGGUACAAGUGGUUCGGAUGCGUGGGGCAACUGUUAAAGCGGAAUGUACAAGUGGUUAAGCAAGGUUUUCGACGUAAAGGGUAGAAUGGUAAUAUUCCAAAAGCAUUGAAAUGACGAAAUUACCCCUCAUGAAAGAUCAAGAAAGACCCUUUUGAGUUUUGAGCUUAUGGAGACAAGUUACAAGUGCCUACUCCCGUUUCAAAUUUUCACAUAUUAUUCAUGGUCGUUAUUUCUUUUUUGUUGGGAGUUUUCUUGAAUUUAAACAUCAUUUUAGUUUGUGCUUUUAUAAUGUGAAUUGUUUCUCAAAUUACUUCA
Helianthus annuus (common sunflower) is the source of this 1895-nucleotide messenger RNA. Its product is annotated as protein indeterminate-domain 12. Gene Ontology annotation, cellular component: nucleus. The record is from RefSeq and is a predicted model, not a curated record. NCBI's taxonomy places the organism in Eukaryota, Viridiplantae, Streptophyta, Magnoliopsida, Asterales, Asteraceae. The transcript has 3 exons. Gene Ontology annotation, molecular function: DNA-binding transcription factor activity. Bases 208 to 1617 code for a protein of 469 amino acids.